AGGGAGCGAGCGAGAGUCAGGGAGUAAGUGCCUGGGGACCUAAAGGAGUCAGGGCGAGAAAGCGAGGGCCCUUGGAGCCAAGCUUGAGACGGAGUGACCAUGGCUGUCUCCGCACCUCCGGUGAUCUCUGCAACUUCCAGCAGCGCCGGCGUCCCGGGGGGCUUAUUCCGGGCUGAACCCCUGUAUUCGACUCCGGGAGAACCCCCUCGCCUAACCCCUAAUAUGAUCAACAGUUUCAUGGCCAGUAACCACAGCGGCAGUGCUGGGGGAGGCGGAAUUGGUGGUGGCAGCGGUGGCAGCGGCAACACCAACACCAACGAGUGCCGGAUGGUCGACAUGCACGGGGUGAAGGUGGCUUCAUUCCUGAUGGACGGCCAGGAGCUGAUCUGCCUGCCUCAAGUUUUUGAUCUUUUCCUCAAGCACCUGGUGGGAGGGUUGCACACGGUAUACACUAAGUUGAAGAGACUGGACAUAUCCCCCGUGGUGUGUACUGUGGAGCAAGUCCGGAUCCUCCGCGGGCUGGGGGCCAUCCAGCCUGGGGUGAACCGCUGCAAACUCAUCACCAGAAAAGACUUCGAAACUUUGUUCACCGAUUGCACCAAUGCCAGAAGGAAGAGGCAAAUGACAAGAAAACAAGCUGUUAACAGCUCAAGGCCUGGUAGACCUCCUAAGCGUUCUCUGGGAGUGUUGCAAGACAAUGCCCGCCUGCUGCCCCAUGCAGUUCCAGGCCUCUUAUCACCAGGACUUAUAACUCCAACAGGUAUAACAGCUGCAGCAAUGGCUGAGGCAAUGAAACUCCAGAAGAUGAAGCUUAUGGCAAUGAACACUCUUCAGGGAAAUGGGACUGAAUCAGAGCCUGAUGACCUUAAUUCUAACACAGGUGGAAGUGAAUCCUCAUGGGAUAAAGAUAAGAUGCAAUCUCCUCUUGCUGCACCUGGACCUCAGCAUGGAAUUGCUCAUGCAACAUUGGCUGGCCAGCCAGGCAUCGGGGGAACACCUACCCUCAAUCCACUGCAGCAGAACCACCUACUGACCAAUCGUCUGGAUCUCCCAUUUAUGAUGAUGCCUCAUCCCCUACUUCCAGUCAGCUUACCUCCUGCAUCAGUUGCCAUGGCAAUGAAUCAGAUGAAUCAUCUCAAUACUAUUGCCAACAUGGCUGCUGCAGCCCAGAUUCACAGUCCACUCUCCAGAGCUGGUGCCUCUGUUAUAAAGGAGAGGAUCCCAGAGAGUCCUUCUCCUGCUCCAUCUCUUGAAGAAAGUCAUCGACCUGGAAGCCAGACCUCCUCCCACCCCAGCAGCAGUGUGUCCAGUUCUCCUUCUCAGAUGGAUCAUCAUUCAGAAAGAAUGGUUUUGAUGCCCACGAAUAGAGAAGAACUUAUUCUUGAUCAAGACAAUGGACCAACAAUCAAAAAAUUUCAAGGGGAUAAUAAAGAUAUCCAAUUGUCCCAGCACCAUUUGUUGAACACUUUUCUCCACUGGAUUGAGUUGGCACCAUUGUCAAAAAAAAUACUUCACCAUCAAAAAGAGGUACCAGCUCAAAUUCCAAUGAUGAAGUCACCCUUGGACAAGAUCCAGUUGGCUCCUGGACAGGCAUUGCCCCCUGGAUUCCCUGGACCAUUCAUUUUUGCUGAUAGUCUGUCCUCCGUGGAGACUCUGUUGACCAACAUUCAGGUCAACAAUAUUUCUAUAAACAAAAUAAAUGGUCUACUGAAAGUGGCUUUGGAUAACGCUCGCAUCCAGGAGAAGCAGAUUCAGCAAGAAAAGAAGGAGCUGAGAAUUGAGCUCUACAGAGAAAGAGAAAUUCGAGAAAACCUUGAGAGACAGCUUGCAGUUGAACUCCAAAGCAGAACUACAAUGCAAAAGCGUCUGAAAAAGGAGAAAAAAGCAAAGAGAAAACUGCAGGAAGCCUUGGAAUUUGAAUCAAAGCGCAGGGAACAAGUGGAGCAGGCACUUAAGCAAGCUACAGCUAGUGACAGUGGUCUGAGGAUGCUGAAAGAUACUGGAAUUCCAGAUAUUGAAAUAGAAAACAGUGGAACACCUCAUGACAGUGCUGCUAUGCAAGGAGGUAACUAUUACUGUUUAGCAAUGGCACAACAGUUGUAUUCAGCCUGAAAGGUCCUCGCUGGCUUUACAUAAAUGAAGAUGCUUGUGAUUCCAGUGUAUCUCUGAAACUAUCCAACAUGGAGUUAUUUCAAUUGUGUGUAUCCGCAAAGUUUUGUUAACUGAAGCAGCUUUUCUGUGUUACAUUAAGAAAAAAGGAACAUGUGUAUAUUUUAAAAGCAAUGAUGUAAAUUUUGUCCUUGCAUUAGAUUGGCCAAAUUAAGAAUGUGAGCUACAUCCUAUGGCUAAAGUAACUUGACUAUAUUUGAUGCUUUUUUAUGUUCAUUUCUGCUUGGCUUUUUGUCUUUCAAGGAAAAGUUACGGUAGUAUGUUAGAGUCUAGAAACAUAUGUAUGGUUUCUCAGUUCUACCAUGUUAAGUUAAAGUACAUCUUUUGUUAAAAUGUACUUGCUAAACUUCAGCAUAAAUAAAAGCAUUUUGACUUUGUCAAUUAUCACUGAGUUUUUAUUUUCAAAAUUCCAACUGCAGUCAUUAAAAUACAUAGUAGAACCAUUCCAACUCAAAUCUAUGAAAUAUAGAGGUAUUUGCAUAGCUUUAUGUGCUUCUAUUGCCUAUUAUAUGAAUGUACAUAUUAUUUCAUUUUACCUGUUUAAAUUGGCCGCUAUUCUUGUUCUCAAUAACUUUAUUACAGAUUGCCUAUUCCUGGCUAUGUGUACAUACUGAUUCUGCUUCCUGGAUGGAGUCAGAAAAAUAUCAUGAGCAAAGGACUCUGAAAUCUGAAUAUCUAUCAUUUUCAAAAAUGUUCAUCUAGAAACACUUCCAAUGGAAA
This is a messenger RNA of Nannospalax galili (Upper Galilee mountains blind mole rat), 2889 nucleotides long. RefSeq names its product dachshund family transcription factor 2 (gene Dach2). The coding region runs from base 100 to 2112 and encodes 670 amino acids. Lineage: Eukaryota; Metazoa; Chordata; Mammalia; Rodentia; Spalacidae. The record is from RefSeq and is a predicted model, not a curated record. The transcript has 14 exons.